UUGACAGGAAAACGAGAGAGGGUUUCUUCUUAAAGUGUGUUCUGUCAGUGCUUCACUCUUAUUGCAAAAGAGGUCAAAGUUGCAAGAGUAGGAGGUGCAGGAAGUGAAUAUGUAAAGAGUGACAAAACAGAACAGUUUAAAAGUGGAAAGCUUAAGAAAUGAAAACUGCAGACAGUGGGAAUCACUCUCUUUAUCUGCAGUUUUGAAGGGAUUUUUUUCUGUGCAGUUUAUAUCAGAUUCACCCUCCCCAUCUGCAGAAGGAGAUGAGAGGAGGGGGAUCCAAUUUUAGGCUGAUUGGUAGAUCAUGGUGACUCACUCAUUCCAAUAAAGAUGAAAUAAAUGAAAGCAGGCUCGAUUUGAAAGUAUUUUUCAAUGAAACAUUUACAUGAGUUAUAAAAAUAUAAAAAAAAAGUUUUCCAAAGUUUCUGGGGCGGGGCAUGUCGCCCUCUGUUGGAGAUGUUUGCGCGUCGAAAAUAUGCGUGUUCCUUUAGUCACUAUCCAUAAAGCGGAUGAGGAUGAGUCCUUAAUGACUGGAGGGGACAAAUCCUGACGACAGUGCCGGUAUUACGCAGCAGCAGUCGGACAGGUGGCUGUCAUCAUCAGGAAACGCGCAGAGGACGAGAUCGAGAUGUUUGACAAAAAAUCUAGCUGAGCGCAGAAAGAGAGAGAGGGAGGAGAGGUGAAUUCAAAGUGACUUCUCAGGUGGCUGCAGACCCAAACACAAGUAGACAGACAUCGGGUGUGCCCGUGCGUCUCUUACAGCACCCGACAAGAAGAAAUAGAGGGAAAGAGACAGCGAGGAGAGAGAGCAGCACCAGUAGUCUGACAAAGCUGCGCUCCUUCCAAGUUUGACAUCUCCAGCGGGAUACAGAAGGAGUUCUGCUCCGCCGAUGCCAUGGAGCCUCGGAAGCGCACUGGAUCUGUAUUAGUUGGAGUUUACCUGUGGGCGACAUUCUGCUGUCAAGGAUGUCUUGGCGGUGUCCACCAGAGGAAGCUGUACAGUGACCUGAUGGUGAACUACAAUCGACUUGAGAGACCUGUUCAAAACGACUCUGCACCAAUUGUGGUGGAUCUUGGCCUCACACUGCUGCAGAUCAUCGACGUGGAUGAAAAGAACCAAGUGCUGAUCACGAAUGCCUGGCUCCAGCUGUAUUGGACAGAUAUUUACCUCGCAUGGAACCCAGAGAGCUACCCAGGGGUUCAGAGCAUCCGCUUCCCCUCCAAUAUGGUUUGGGUCCCAGAUAUCCUGCUGUACAACAGUGCGGAUGAGAGAUUUGAUGCUACAUUCCAUACAAAUGUGCUGGUCAAUGCUUCAGGAUCCUGCCAGUACAUCCCACCAGGUAUUCUGAAAAGUACCUGCUACAUUGAUGUACGAUGGUUCCCAUUCGAUGUGCAGAAGUGUGACCUAAAAUUUGGCUCCUGGACCCACAACGGCUGGCUGGUGGAUCUGCAGAUGAUGGAUGUGGACAUCUCUACCUACAUACCCAACGGAGAGUGGGACCUUGUAGGAGUGCCAGCAAAGCGAAAUGAGCUGUACUACGACUGUUGUAAGGAGCCCUACCCCGAUGUGACGUUCACGGUCACGAUGCGCCGCAGGACUCUAUACUACGGCCUCAACCUGCUCAUCCCCUGUGUGCUCAUCUCUGGUCUGGCCUUGCUGGUCUUCCUGCUUCCUGCUGACUCUGGAGAAAAGAUCUCACUGGGCAUAACAGUGCUGCUGUCUCUAACAGUGUUCAUGUUACUGGUAGCAGAGAUCAUGCCUGCCACUUCAGACUCUGUUCCUCUGAUUGCUCAGUACUUCGCCAGCACCAUGAUGAUUGUGGGCUUGUCUGUGGUUGUAACCGUGCUGGUUCUACAGUUCCACCACCAUGACCCCCAUGGAGGGAAGAUGCCUAAAUGGGUCAGAGUCAUUCUCCUCAACUGGUGUGCUUGGUUCCUCCGCAUGAAGAAGCCUGGAGAGGAGAGACGAAGAGUCGUGAAUUCAAGUAGUCCUUUGACCUACAAGUAUCCCCAUUCUCCUCCUCACCACACCAGCACCAGUAGCAUUCAGAUGAACACCAUACCAGGGCAGGCGUCCACCCAAUCAACCACCACCAAUGGGAGCAUGAACCUGUACUUUGGUUACCAUUCAAUGGGCACAGACAACCCAGCUUUUCCACCAAGCACUGAUUCAGGUGUGGUGGUGUGCGGUGGUGGAGGAGUUGGGGGAAACCACCUUAAUGGCUCCUCCCAGCAUGAUAUAAUCUCGGAUCAGACACGGACUUUGCUGUUGGAGCAGGUUCCGGAAAUUUCUCGGAUCCUGGAGGAGGUGCAGUACAUUGCAGGCCGCUUCCGGGAACAGGACGAGGGGGAGGCAAUCUGCAGUGAGUGGAAGUUCGCAGCGGCAGUCGUGGAUCGGUUAUGUCUGGUGGCUUUCUCGCUCUUCUCCAUCAUCUGCACCUUCACCAUCCUCAUGUCAGCACCCAAUUUCAUUGAGGCGGUGUCCAAGGACUUCACAUAAGGCUGAUCUCUACCCUCUCUGAGGCAAAAGAGAGGCAAAGUCAAUAGUAAAAAUCCUGACACGAUUAGAUGUGUGCCACACAAUACAACUACGAUGACUUUAAAAUCGUCGUUCCUGUACAUCAGUACCAAUCAUUUCCCUCUAUCCAUUAUAUAUGUGUCAGUAGUAAAUGGUUUGGGUGAUGUGGUUUUUCCCUGUCAGGGUGGCUCCCCCAGCUCACACCAUAUGUACAGUGUGCCAUGUAGCGGGUUGAGACUACAUACAGUAGUUAACGAAGUAGAAACUCACACUAAUGCACUUUUUAUCUGUAUCCCAGCUGCACCACAUCAUUUACAUGCCACAGCUUUGGCUUCUCAUCUCAUCAGAAAAUCCUGUUUGCACUCUUUCCCUUCCAGCUCUUUCUUUUCAGCUACUCUUCUUCCCAUUUCCAGGGUCUGUCACCUCUGUGUAUCUUCUAGAAAUGGCUCAAGUAAAUGCUUUCAGCAGUUACAUAAAAUAAAGUCAGUCAGUGUUUUUUCAGGCCACUAUGCUUUUUUUUCCUAUUUUUAAAUAAACAUGUUUUAGUGUAAUCUGAUUAAGCUGAAACGUAAUCUCGACACACUCACUCACAGCUCUUUCAACUAGGGCUCCAAUAAGUGAUUAUUUUCAGAUAAUGCCAAUAUGCUUCUUGAUAAUUCUAUUUCUCAACCAGUAUACAAAAUUCCAGAAAUUAAAGGAAAAGCUCUGUUAUUUCCCCAAGCCAAGAGAUAGUUUCAUUUCACCAGCAGUCCAAAACACUAAUACAGUCAGUUUUCUCUCACAUAUAACAACAACAACAAAAACAUUCAUUAAUUUUUUUCUAUUAUCUCUACCAUGUCACUCUCUUGUUAACAUACUCCAAUCAGCCACGACAUUAAAACCACUGAUGGGUAAAGUGAAAAACACUCAUCAUCUUGUUACAGUUUUCUGUUGUGAAACCUUGGGUCAGGGUUAUUACCCUGACACUUACCACCCAUUAAAACAUUGUUGCAGAGCAAGCACAUCCCAUCAUGCCCAUGACAUCCCCUGAUUAUAGUGAAGUGCCCCAGCUGGACAAUGCACCCUGCCACACUGCAGAAACUUCCAGAAACAUGAUACCGGAACCCAAGGUGCUGACCUGGCCUCCAAACUCCCCAAAACCAAACCAGCAUCUGCAAGAUGUGUCAGAACAAACCAGAUCCAUGGAGGUCCAACAGUACAACUCUCAGGACCUAAAAGGAUCCACUGCUCACAGGUGUGCAGGUGGUUUUAAUGUUGUGUCUCACUGGUGUAUUCAUAUUAUUCUUGCCUUUCCUCAUUUGUUGAGCUUCCUUUUCUUACAACCAUCUUUUUGUCCAGACAAGUUCCACAGUCAUAAAUGUGGCUAAGAGAUCCAUCGGUAUCAGUGAAAGUCAUACUUAAAUGUGACAUUUCUGCUUUUUGCUCUUUCCAAGCCAUGUUAUUAAACUGUGAAGUAAUUCCACAAGGGAUCGACCAGAAUUUAUCUUAGCCUCAAUCCCUUGUGAAUACAGUUCAUUGAGUGUUGUUAGCAUAUCAUACAUUUUUUUAACAAAUAACUCUUUCAUUUACAAUGGAUUUAUUUUUUGAUGUGAUUUGGUGUUACAUUACUUGUGCGCUAGCUACAGAAUGUGUUGCCGUACUCUGAGAACAAUUAUGAAAGACGAACAAAUCAAGCAAUGAUUAAACGACAGUAUUUUUAAAUGUAUUUUGAGGGGACAUCACCCCAGUGGAGAUGCAUUUGGCACUAAUCUUUUUGUAGCGCAGAGUGCUUUGUGUGUGUGGUUUUUUUACUCUCUAAUACUCAGUGAAAGGUUAACACUUUUCCUUCUCUAAUCUCUUGCAACAACAUGCAACAAGGAUUACUGGGUGACUUUAUGUAACAGACUUGUGCUAAAUCUCGUCUCUUCUCACCAACCGAGCAUCCUCUCUGAUCUGGGUGGGCCGACAGCCACCCACCCUGAGUGUGGUUCUGUUAAAAGGGAGUUUUCCUGCCCAAUGUCGACAAGUGCUUGAUGGGGGAAACUAUUGGUUUUCUCUCUAUAACACUGAAUGGCUUUGACCUUUCUAUGUGAAGUGAUGUAUAUUCUAAUUUGGAGCGUUAUGAAUCAAACUAAAUACAAUUGAAUUCCUCAGAGGUAUAUGAUACGAGUGAAUUCCUACUGUCACACAUGCUACUCUACUCAUGGAGCUCUCUGACAGCGCUUGGCCAUUUUCAGUGCUGUUUUAAGAGAAACUCAGGAAGAAUGAAAGUAAGAGCAUACAGUACACUGCUUGACUACUCUCAAAAUAGCAACUGAAAUGGAAUUCAUGCUGUUCCAGUGAAUCAAUGGGCCAAGUUCAGACAAAUAACUGCCACCCGUUGACUGCCUGUCAUUACACUUCUACAUUGUAAACCAUCUGGCCAAUCUACUCCUAAUGGAAAAACGGCAAAAGGUGAAGCCAGUGUUGUCUGAAACACAUGCAAGGACUUUGCACUGUUGAUUUCAACAUUCAGCACCCAUUACACUGUUUGUUUUUAUGUUGAAGCUACAACAUUUGGCUUAAAGGUAACUAAAGCACUCAGUUGUUUUGUAACAAAAAAAUGUCCCAAAAUAGCAUUGGAGACACUAGUAUUGUAAUUUUAAGGCAAUAAUUAGCCUCUCACAUCUGUGUUGUGGAUAUGAAGCCAAGGUCUGUAGCUUGUAGUCUAAAAGCAACAAUCCAAUAUGGCAUUCAUCACUACUCAAACUGCCAUUCUGCUACAGGAAGAGUGAGACUAGUGGUUUACAUCUCUUGCCAAUCUUUAGAAUGGUCUAACUCUUGUCAAGAAAUUAGACUACCCAGAUUCUCCCCAAAGUUUGUGAAUACUCAGUUUGUUAUUGCACAUUGUGUUUGGAUAUUGUAAAUUGGAGUGGUUGAAACACAAUGGAAAGUAUUACUGCAAUGAGAACAUGAUUUGCUUUUGGUUUAUGACAAAUAAUAUGUGGGUAAAAAUACAUGUGGGCCAGGGGGAAGAUGGGUCUUGACUGCUGUAAGUAUGUUGCCUAAUAAAUCAAGGGAUAAUGGAAAACCUUGAUCAUUGACUCAUCUUGGAGAUUUGAACAAAGAUGCAAUGACUCAUAUUAGAUAUUGAAUGAGGAGUGUCUUCUAUGUACAUUUGAUGGACUGACAACUAAAGACAGCCAAUUAUAUAGAUUCUUUGUGAGACAAGCUGACCGAUUUCUACUGUUGCUCACUCAUGUUGAUGCUUGUUCAGCACGUUUUCCAUGUGAGAAGCAUCUAUGACAGUGAAAGUGUUCAAAAUGUGAACAGAGAAUUAGAUGUUUCAGAGAAAAAGACAUUGUGUAAUUCAAAAGACAGUAUGUUGAAGCUGAAACCACACAACUGGCUCCAUUAGCAGCAUUGCAAAGGUGAAACUAAGUACACUGAAAAUGACGGUGUGACUGUUUCCUUUUUGCCAUGCUACAUUUUUCUUUCUUUUAAAUCAGUGUUUUGAUCAAUUUGAGUGUCUUUUUCUUUGUGUUCUGUGCCUCUCUGCUCAGUAUGAUUCAUUCUCAUUUGAAUAAUGUACAUAAAUGCACACUGUACAUGACUAUUUUGAAAAAAAAUUGAAAUAAAUGAGAAACACAAUGA
Molecule: messenger RNA, 6130 nt
Organism: Acanthochromis polyacanthus (spiny chromis)
Lineage: Eukaryota; Metazoa; Chordata; Actinopteri; Pomacentridae
Product: neuronal acetylcholine receptor subunit alpha-7-like
Exons: 10
Coding region: 896-2500 (534 amino acids)
Biological process (GO): signal transduction; monoatomic ion transmembrane transport; nervous system process
Cellular component (GO): postsynaptic membrane; neuron projection; synapse
Molecular function (GO): transmembrane signaling receptor activity; acetylcholine-gated monoatomic cation-selective channel activity
Source: RefSeq, a predicted model, not a curated record